Molecule: messenger RNA, 843 nt
Organism: Lucilia sericata (common green bottle fly)
Lineage: Eukaryota; Metazoa; Arthropoda; Insecta; Diptera; Calliphoridae
Gene: Osi3
Exons: 3
Coding region: 1-843 (280 amino acids)
Source: RefSeq, a predicted model, not a curated record
AUGAAGACAACACUGGUAUUUCUGUGUGCUUUUGUGUCUACAAUUGCCCUUGCAGUGCGCGCUACUCCUGCCAUCAGUUCUAACGAAAAUACGAUUCCCGCCAUUAAUCGCAAUCAAUUGGAGGAGGGCUUUCUAAGAAAGUUGAAUAUAAAAUGUAGUCAAAGAGAUAAUCACUCAUGUAUGAUGUUGAAAUUAAUUGUAUAUAUGAAUCGAAUAUUUAAAAAGUCAUCUAUAGAAGUGAAUAAGAAAGUAACAGUAACACAAAACCGCGAUAUUGAUGACAUACCCAAUGACCCGGAUGACGAUAUAUUAUUGGCCCGUUCCAUAGAUUCAGAUGAUGAAACCUUGGGUCUAAUAGUGGCUAAUAAACUGUGGAAAUUUAUUAGAUCACGCACGUUACGCUAUAAAUUUAGUGAUAAUGCUGAUUUUGUUGUGAAUACCGAGCCAAAAGGUAAUUUAAAUUUUGGUGUUUCCAUUAGUCCGGUGGAGGCCUUGGAAGAGGGUCGUGGUAAAAUGAAAAAUUUGGCUCCGAUUUUAUUACUAAUGGCCGGCAAGGCAGGUCUAGUGGGUGCCAUACUACUUAAGGGUCUCUUCCUGUUGGCCGGUAAGGCAUUAAUUGUUUCCAAAAUAGCUUUACUACUGUCGGUGAUAAUUGCCUUGAAAAAGCUGUUGUCACAGAAAAAACACGUUGUAGAGGUGCCGCAUCAUGAUAGCUAUUCCAGCAGUGGUUGGGCUCGUGCCUUAGAUGGUUUUAUUGAGGGCAUGGCCGAGGUGCCGGCAAAAAUAUUAGCCGAAGAGGCUCAUGAUAUGGCGUUUAAUGGUCAGAAACCGGAUGAAUCAUAA